CUCCGCCCCGCUGUGCUCCUUACUCCCUUCGCACCGCCGCGCCUGCCCGCAGAGCCUCUGGGCCGCGGUGGGAGGCGGAGAUUUCUUGCCUGUCCUUCACGCCGGCAGGUGAAGGUACCCCCGGUGCUGGGGGGUUGUGGGCCGGACAGGACAAGACAACACAACUCAACACAAGAUAUCUGAAGAAAUAGCCUGAAGAUGAACUUCUUCCUGGAAACAUUAAAAGUGAUUGUACUUCUUGUUUACUACUUACUGGAGUCACUGGUACUCUUGGUUGUUCCUGGACGGAAGAAGAAUGUUAGUGGUGAAAUCAUAUUAAUAACAGGAGCGGGAAGUGGCAUUGGAAGACUCUUAGCGGUGAAGUUUGCCAGCCUUGGAGCCACGCUGGUCCUCUGGGAUAUUAAUCAAGAGGGGCUCAACUGCACAGUAAGACUGGCCAAGGAAAAAGGAGCAGCAAGAGUACACUCUUAUGUCUGUGACUGUAGCAAAAGACAGGAUAUCUACAGAGUGGCUGACCAGGUUAAAAAAGAAGUUGGUGAUGUCAGCAUCUUGAUCAACAAUGCUGGUAUUGUAGUUGGGAAGAGAUUUCUUGAUUCUCCAGAUUCACUUGUAGAAAAAACCAUGGAAGUGAACACAAUAGCACACUUCUGGACUUACAAAGCCUUCCUCCCAGCAAUGAUUGCUGCUAACCACGGACACUUGGUUAGCAUAGCAAGCGGUGCAGGCCUGUGUGGAACCAGUCAGGUUGCAGAUUACUGUGCAAGUAAAUUUGCAGCAAUAGGUUUUGCAGAGUCAAUUGAUAUAGAGAUGAGAAAUCUGGGAAAGACUGGUGUUAAAACCACAAUUGUGUGUCCUUACGUGAUAAACACGGGAAUGUUUGAUGGUGUUAAAUCCAAGUGGCCACGUCUGCUUCCUGUUCUGGAGCCAGAGUAUGUGGCCGAGAGGAUAAUCAGGGCUGUUCGGCAGAACCAAGAAGUCCUGUUUAUACCACGCAUUGUUUAUAUUUUCUAUUUUUUAAGAAGCUUCCUGCCAGUGAAAGCAACAAUUCUCUUUUUAGACUACUUUGGACUCAGUGAUUUAAUGAAUACCUUCAAAGGUCGACCAAAGAAGGAGUGAAAAAUUACAAAAUUCAGAGACAAGCAGCUCUAAAGUCGGUGUUGAAGUUAGUUAAAGGUGGUGGUGGGUAAAGUUCACUUCACUAGCAGCUGUGAACUUUGGGUGCCUCAUUUUGCAAUAGUAACAAGAUUUUUAAGAGUUGCUUUUUAACUGGCUCUUAAUCAACAGCUUUCAUCUGAGCUAUUGUUUUUGAAUUGUUUUCUUUUCACCUGAUUAUGAAAAUACAUUAAUUGAACUUAGUUGCUUUGGCUUAUAAUGCCUUAAAAUGGAUCCUGCAUCACAAACCAAUAACUGGCAACUUUGGGGGCAAGAAAAGACCAAGAAACCACAUGUAUUUAGCAGGUAUCCUGAAAAGCCUUUAGUGGAUCUGACUUCUUGCUGCCAUUCUGUGAUCCACGAGGAUGAUCUGUACUGCUGGUGCCGUUACCAUUCCUGGUAAGCUGAGGAAUUCAAGAAUUUCCUUAAACAACAGAUUCUAACUCUUACAAAUGAAAGUUUUGGGAGAUAAAAAUAUACACAGUGUUGGUGAAAAAAAACAACUACAUUUAUUAAUUUUUGGAGGUGUGAUCUCUCAACUUCCAGAUGACAAUGGAUGUUGAGACAGGGAUAGGGAAGGAUAUGUAAAUUAAGCAUUUGUGCUGCUAAUCUACUUUGUGCCUAAUUUAUUUUAAAAGCUAAUACUAUGACUGCAACUUUGUAACAGAAGUCUUUGUAUCUUUUAAGUACAGUAUUUUAAGAACUAUUUUAAAUUGUCAUCUCCUAAGAAGAAUAAAUUUGCAUUUAUAAAGCAUGA
Molecule: messenger RNA, 1909 nt
Organism: Agelaius phoeniceus (red-winged blackbird)
Lineage: Eukaryota; Metazoa; Chordata; Aves; Passeriformes; Icteridae
Product: epidermal retinol dehydrogenase 2-like
Cellular component (GO): lipid droplet
Molecular function (GO): oxidoreductase activity, acting on the CH-OH group of donors, NAD or NADP as acceptor
Source: RefSeq, a predicted model, not a curated record